Messenger RNA from Mangifera indica (mango), 1495 nucleotides. RefSeq names its product double-stranded RNA-binding protein 4-like. Gene Ontology annotation, biological process: regulation of gene expression; rRNA processing. Lineage: Eukaryota; Viridiplantae; Streptophyta; Magnoliopsida; Sapindales; Anacardiaceae. The record is from RefSeq and is a predicted model, not a curated record. Bases 122 to 1372 code for a protein of 416 amino acids. Gene Ontology annotation, cellular component: nucleus. The transcript has 5 exons. Gene Ontology annotation, molecular function: double-stranded RNA binding; ribonuclease III activity.
CACUUGGAAUUGUAAUUACCCAUUCAAUUUAGAAGAUAAUUAGGUUUAAGCCCAGAUCUUACUCUUAAAUUUUAUAAUUUCAAUCUCGUGUACACUGACUUCGCUUACUAUCAUUCCACUUAUGGCUGAUUUUUCACAAAAUCUACCCCAACCUCGGCUUCCAGCUUCGACCCCGACGCCGGCUUCCGAUCCUUCUCAAACUUCGGCUGCAGCUCGACAUUUGGCUGUGGUUCCUGGUCAUUCAUUGCCACCGGCACCAGCUCAAUCUUUAACUCCGGCUCCGGCUCCGGCUCAGUCAGUCGCUCCUGUCACUAGUCGAACUUUGGCUCCGGCUCCAACUCAAUCUGCGGCUCUGGUUCAAAAUUCGACUCCUCCCCCGGCUCCGGCUGCCUCUCCUCCUAACCGCAUUGCAGAACACUUGAAGCACAAAAACCGUUUGCAAGAGUAUGCGCAAAGAUCCGGUAUUCAACUCCCAGUUUAUCAAACAAUCAGUGUAGGAGGAUAUUCGCAUGCUCCACAGUUUAGGUCUACCGUGUUUGUGGAUGGAGAAGCUUAUACAUCUCCUAACACCUUCUCACAUCGAAAAGCAGCUGAGCAGGAUGCUGCCAAGUUUGCUUUUGAGAAUAUAGAAAAGAAAGUAAAGGACCGAGGAUGUCCUCUCAUUAUUGGGGAUACAAUAUUCUGCAAACUUAUCUUGAAUGAAUUUGCAACAAAGAGGAAUUUGGAAAAGCCUACUUAUAGUACCACUAGUCCAGAAGGUUUACUUCCAGUUUUUGUAUCCUCAGUGGUGUUUGAUGGUACAAGUUAUACUGGAGAACCUGGUAAAAACAAGAAAGAAGCUGAACAAUUGGCAGCACGAGCUGCUAUUGUCUCGCUAUUGGGUAAUUCUGGGUUUGCAACUUCACUUUCUGAGAUCAUAAAGUCCAAAGCCAAAUUAUAUGCUGCAAUGCAUAAAGUCAAGGACACCAAUGAUGGCACCCAAAAUAUGGGGGUAAACACAAGACAGAACCCAGAGAUUUUUGUCAGUAAAGUGGUUGAAGCUGCUGUGACUAGCAAUAUGCCAACAAUUGCAACCACAGAGGCGGCAUGCUCAGGAAUGCAUCCACUACACCAUCAAUUUAAAAAACCAAAACCAGAACCAGCCUUUGAAACAGUGAAUUCCCCUAUUCAAUUUGUGCCUCCAGUUUUAGGACAGCCUUUGGGAUUUUCUUCAAGCUGUUCAAACAAGCGACGUAGAAACAAAAAGAAGGGUAACAAGAAAUUAUGCACAGAUGCUCAGCUGUCAGAUGCUGCUCAGCCUGCAAGUCAGGCCCCUUCUUAUUCGGUAGCCCAGCCAUUGAGUCAAGCCCCACUUUCUUCUGUAGCUCAGUGAACGGCUGAUCUGCAUUAUGCAUGUAUUUAUUUGUUGUAGGAUUCUGGUCUUCUUGAGUUUUGACUGUACCCUGUAUGAAUACUCUGGUAUUGUGGCUGUGCUACAUAGAAGAUUGUUUACUAA